AGUUUGUUUUUUGCUUAUGCAUGUGACUGUGGUUUUGAGAUGGUUAACGGAACGAGUGCCACUUUGAUGCUUCAGACCAUUAUGGUUUUGAUGGAAAAUCAGAAUGGAACGACAAAUUACCCCGGAACUGGUGAUGUUGAAAGAUGCUAUGAUAAUUAUGGAUGUUUCUCAAAGGGGUAUCCCUGGACGGAAAAUCGGCCUGACAAUCACUUUCCUAUGCCUCCUGAAUCUAUGGCAAUAAGAUAUCCAACUUUCACUAGACGGAACAGAAAAGUGCCAGUGUUUUUAAAAGCCGAUAACAUUGAGAAGAUUAAGAACGCCAAUAUUGACCCUAAAGGUCCAUUUUAUUUUAUAUCUCACGGCUUCUUGGAAGGGGGACACAAGGCUUGGAUCCAGGACAUGACGAAUGCGCUUCUCAACCAAGAAGGUAAUGAUGCAGCAACCGUUAUGAUUGUUGACUGGAUGGGCGGUUCGCAACCCCCGUACGGGCAAGCUGUAGCUAACAUCCGUUUGGUAGGAGUUAUGACAGCACACCUAAUUCAUAAUAUCUAUGAAGUAUUAGAGUUGUCAAACGUUGACAACUUUCACUUUAUCGGACACUCUUUGGGGGCUCAUCUGGCUGGAUACUGCGGACAUGCGUUACAAAAGAAAUUCAAUUUGAAAUUGGGACGCAUUACCGGUUUGGACCCGGCGGCUCCUUAUUUCAGCAAAACCGUGACAUUAGUGCGUCUGGACAGAUCUGACGCUAAGUACGUGGACAUUAUACAUACGAAUGCCCUCCCGUUGUACAUGUCAGGUCUCGGUAUAUCGGAGCCGAUAGGUCACGUGGAUUUUUAUCCGAACGGUGGUUCGGUACAGCCGGGUUGUAGCGCGAGUUCUAGCCCUGGUGGUGAUCUAGCGACGAGUGUGAUGAGGAUACUCGGAUGCAAUCACGUGCGCAGCUAUGAGUUCUUCAUUGAAUCUAUUACGCCCACUUGCCCGUUUACAGCGAUGCAAUGUGAAUCAUAUGAGGCCUUCCUCGCAGGAAACUGCACGACAUGCGACUUGAAGCACUUCUGCAUUCCCAUGGGAUACCAUUCGUAUUCUAUGUAUAAAAGACUUCACGAUGGAGGACUAGUCAAUACCAACUCUCACAUCGCCCUCUACUCUAUGACUGGACCCAACAAACCGUUUUGUAGAGUACAUUACGAGAUCACACUGAAAGUUUCUAACUCCACCGAAAGCAGAACACGCGGCCCUGAGUCUGGAAAAGUUUUGGUAACCCUCGUGGACAAGAACAACAAUAAGAGCGACCACAAGUUCUUGAACGAUGAGCAAAAAUACUACAAGCCCGGUGAGAUAGAGAAGAAAAUGAUUGCCGUAAAGGACAGAGGUCAUCCCCCUCUAUAUGUCAUUGUGGAGUGGAAAUACGAGACCAAUCUGUUCAACCCGAUGACCUGGCGGCUAUUAAAAUCACCGAGCAUACAUAUUGAAUAUUUGAAGCUCUCUUCUAUUGAGUAUAACACUGAUAUAACCGUCUGUCCAAAGUUGAACAAACCUGUGGUUGCGAAUCUACCCACAAUCAUGAAGACAAAAUACUGUAAAUUUACAAAAUAAAAUUGUGCAUGCUACUAUCGAUUUAAUGAGCAUUUGGACGAUAUACUUAAAAUCAAUGCAAAUUAUUUAUUACAAAAAGUAUUGUAAUAGUAUUUAUAUUUUUAGGUUUAUUUUUUUUAUUAAUAAGUCGUUAAGUUAUAAUAAGUGUGAUAAGAUUUUAAAUAAAAAACAUUCAACU
This is a messenger RNA of Diatraea saccharalis (sugarcane borer), 1774 nucleotides long. The record is from the annotation of a GenBank genome assembly. Lineage: Eukaryota; Metazoa; Arthropoda; Insecta; Lepidoptera; Crambidae.